Molecule: messenger RNA, 926 nt
Organism: Leptinotarsa decemlineata (Colorado potato beetle)
Lineage: Eukaryota; Metazoa; Arthropoda; Insecta; Coleoptera; Chrysomelidae
Product: G1/S-specific cyclin-D2
Source: RefSeq, a predicted model, not a curated record
ACCUACCCUACAUAUGCCUCAUCCUUUGGCAACUGAGAGAUUAUAAACGGCAAAAUAUACCUACCUACAGCUUGUGUUUAAACAUAGCUGGUUGAACGGAGAUACAAAAAACUCAUCAAAGUGACAUAAUAUUCCUGAACAUCAAACAAAACUUGAAUCUGGCGUGUACGAAUCGAACAUCAUAUAAAAAAGCAGCUGUAAGAAUAUUACCAGCAAGGCAGGUAGGAUAAAGACGGGCUUCGCAGGAUUCCCGUAGUCCAGGUGUAAUUGAAUUCGAGUGCGCGUGCGCAACUCUUGGAUUCUCGGAACAAAACUACUUGUUGCCCUUCGUUGACUAGUCAGUUUGUCUCGCUCUCGAAUUAGUGCAUUUAGCUACAGGAGUUCUGCGGCAACGUGUUGAGAGUUAAUAUUUAUCGUGUGAAGUGACAAUAACAAUAUGGAUCUAACCUGCAAUGAAAAUUUCUCGAACAGUUGCACUGCCGAAAGGGACGCAGCAAUCUUCGAUGAUUCGCGUGUUAUGAAUAACUUGCUCAAUGACGAAGUAUUUUCUAUACCUAGUUGUGAUUAUUUUCAAACGGUCCAGAACGACAUUCAGCCGUUUAUGAGAAAAGUUGUGACGACUUGGAUGCUGGAGGUUUGUGAAGAACAAAUGUGCGAAGACCAAGUCCUUCCGUUGGCGGUCAACAUCAUGGACAGAUUCCUCUGCGUGUGCGUUAUCAAGAAGCAACAGCUGCAACUUCUUGGAGCUACCUGCUUGUUGUUUGUAAAGAACUGGGAACUCUUGGUUCUCUCGAAACUCGAUUGGAAUGCCUCCGCUGUGACCGGAUUCGAUUACAUUGACCAAGUCAUAGAGAGGUUUCCGUGGGGCGCUGAGAACGGUUUGCUUAGAAGCCACGCACGGACCUUGGUAUCGAUCUGCUAUACAG